AUGAAGCCCGGAAUCGUGGAAAAUAUUCGCUAUAUCUUUACAUCCAUUGGGAUCUAUACCUUAAUAAUAAUGCUUUUUGGAGCACCAUUUUUCCAGCAAAUUUUAGAAACAGUUUCUUUGGCUUCGUUACUCACUUGCUUCACAACGGUUCCUUUCAUUGCUUUGGAUGAAAUUUCGAUCCAACGCAUCAGGACUGUUUAUUCUUCUCCGAAUGAGCCACACGAAUGGUUUCUGGUCUUUCUUGGUUAUGGCACGAUCGUCGGAACAUGGGCUUCCGCUGGUCUCCUCAUUUUGGACUGGGAUCGUCCCUGGCAAACCGAAUCACUAUCCCCACUGGUAGACCAGCUAUUCGAUUUUCUAUCUCAAUGUUCAUGGAUUUACGCGUUUCGUUGGAUUGAUCCACAGUACACAAAGCUUGCUGGCACAUUUUGGCAUCCAUUUCUCUCCCACCUCCCAAAUGAAUGGAAAAUUUUUUUCGUUACUUCUUCUUUUGAUGAUUUGAAGACGCUGGUUAUCGGUGGACCCCACAGCACUUUGUGUCCUUCAGAUCUCCUCUCCUUCGCUGAUAGUUGCCGCAGAUUCACUCGAUUGUUGUUCGAAUUGACAAAACUUCCACCAAACUCCCUGAGGCCAGGGCAAGAUAGCUGUCUUGUCUCGAAUGAGACCACGUGCGACACUUAUUUCCGUGUGCAACCAACUACGUUUCAACCUAAGCACUUAGGCAUGACUCCGAAAAAAUCGCACGAGGUGGCGAUAAUGGCUGAGUUGGCAAACUACAUGUUGCUCGGGACUAAGGCGUCUUUAAUCUCAGCCGGUAACAGAGGAGCUACUAUCUCCGGUACCGAAUCGCCUCUGUCGACUGCGAUCACGCAGCUAGAACUAGAUGAUGCUGAGCCUGUCUCCGAAUUGUCCCGACUUCGAUUGCUUGUCGACAUUGGUUCUGGUCUGGGACAUUUACCGAAUUCCGUGGCUAGUAAAUGCACACCACAUGCUGCUACAGUGUGUGCCGACCACUCAACCUGUGCGCCCCUUCAUGUGAUUGCUGUGGAUUGCGAUGAGUCCUUGCAUCGCAAAGCAGAAUGCUCACUUCGAACGCGACGAGCACCCACUGCACCUUUUUGUUGUUCAUUGGAGCGCUGUGUCCAUCGACUCCUGUUCCGUCUGGACCCAACCAAUGUACUUCAAUUCAAGACCAAAUUGAACGCAUUUGUUCAAUCCCUCCCCUGCGGGGCUUCCAAGUCGACUGAUUCUGGCGCCUAUCUGCUCUCCGGGCUGCAUUGCUGUGGUGACCUCAGCCGUGCUACUCUCCACCUCUUUCGAGUCGACCCAGCAGCGCGACGUCUCAUCCUGGUCGGAUGUUGUUACCACAAAAUGGCGCUCAAAGAAUUUCCCGCCAGCACUGCGUUGCGUUCGGCAAGGAGCGCUGUACUUCUCGACCAAUUUCUCACAAAAGCUGCUUUCCGUUUGGCAUGCCAGUGGUCUCCUGAAAUGUGGCUUCAUUGGACUGAUUACGACUUCAACAAGCACAGAAUACGAUUCAUCUAUCGGCUUAUGCAGUCUGUGUGUUGUCCGGCUAAGCAUACCACACUUCCCAGACGACGCCAACAACGCUUUGAUCCAACCUCGUCUACUGAGGUCGCUGCCAUUCUUGACACUGGUUGUGCAAUGUCCUUCGGACAAAUCUAUUCCGUACUUUUCCAAUGUCUGACUCGUCAUUGUGGUUGUGAACUGAUGUCUAAUGUUUCGGAUUCUGUAAUCAAUGGUUUGCAUCAGCUUUGGUUGGCCACUCCAGGCCUACUGGCCAUACAACAGCUUGUCCAACCACUUUUGGAACUUACGAUUCUGCUCGAUCGCCUAUUAUACAUUCGCGAAGAAGUCAACCUAAAAUUUUCUGGACUGGUACGUCUAUUUGACCCCCAAUUGUCACCGCGCUGCCUUGCGCUUGUGGCUUGUAAAUAG
Molecule: messenger RNA, 1959 nt
Organism: Dicrocoelium dendriticum
Lineage: Eukaryota; Metazoa; Platyhelminthes; Trematoda; Plagiorchiida; Dicrocoeliidae
Source: the annotation of a GenBank genome assembly